GGCCGCAGGAGCCUGGGCGACGCGGUGGUUGGAGCUGGGGUGGCCGGGCGGCGGCGAGAGGUUCGCGAUGCCGCUGUUGUUCCUGGAGCGUUUCCCCUGGCCCAGCCUCCGCACCUACACGGCGCUCAGCACCCUGGCCCUGCUGGGCACUAGCCUCAGCGCCUACCGCGCCCUCAGCCAAGCCCCCGGCGUGGCUGCGGGCUCUAAGUUGGGCGAGCACCCGCACCGCGGCGGGCAGCGGGCCCUGGACGUAGCCUACUACCUGCUGUCGGACAGCCUCUGCGUCUGGGUACUAGUGAACACUGCCUGCUGUUUUCUGAUGCUGGUGGCUAAGUUUAUCCAGUGUAUGGUGUUUGGUCCUCUCCGUGUCAGCGAGAGGCAGCAUCUCAAGGAUAAAUUCUGGAAUUUCAUUUUCUACAAGUUCAUCUUCAUUUUCGGUGUGCUGAAUGUUCAGACAGUGGAAGAAGUAGUGAUGUGGUGCCUUUGGUUCUCUGGACUUGUGUUUCUUCAUCUCAUGGUUCAGCUCUGCAAGGAUCGCUUUGAAUACCUUUCCUUUUCUCCUACCACACCCAUGAGCAGCCACAUCAGAGUCCUGACACUGCUCAUAGCCAUGCUCCUGUCCUGCUGUGGAUUAGCCCUCAUCUGUGGUGUUAUUGGCUAUGCUCAUGGCAUGCACACGUUGGCUUUCAUGGCAGCAGAGUCUCUGCUUGUGACAGUUAGAACUACUCAUGUGAUUUUACGAUAUGUAAUUCACCUCUGGGAUCUCAGCCAUGAAGGAAUGUGGGAGGGCAAAGGCACUUAUGUCUACUACACUGAUUUUGUCAUGGAGCUCACCUUGCUUUCACUGGACUUGAUGCAUCACAUUCAUAUGCUGUUGUUUGGUAAUAUUUGGUUGUCAAUGGCGAGCCUCGUGAUUUUCAUGCAGCUACGCUACCUGUUUCACGAGGUUCAACGAAGAAUACGGCGGCAUAAGAACUACCUCCGUGUAGUGGGAAAUAUGGAAGCUAGGUUUGCAGUUGCAACACCGGAGGAGCUAGCAGCCAAUAAUGAUGACUGUGCCAUUUGCUGGGACUCAAUGCAGUCUGCACGCAAACUCCCUUGUGGGCACUUCUUCCACAACUCGUGCCUGCGGUCCUGGCUGGAACAAGAUACAUCUUGCCCCACCUGCAGAAUGUCUCUUAAUAUCACUGACAGCCAUCAUGUGAGGGAGGAUCACCAAAGGGAAAAUAUGAUUGAGAACUUGGGCCCUGUGGCAGUAGCAGAAGGCAGACCGCGCUUGAACCAGCACAAUCACUUCUUCCAUUUUGAUGGCUCUCGAAUUGCCAGCUGGCUGCCCAGUUUUUCCGUAGAAGUGAUGCACACAACCAACAUCCUUGGUAUCACACAAGCCAGCAACUCCCAACUCAAUGCUAUGGCCCAUCAGAUUCAGGAGAUGUUCCCUCAGGUUCCUUAUCAUGUAAUUCUACAGGAUCUGCAGCUAACUCGUUCAGUAGAGAUCACCACUGACAACAUCCUAGAAGGGCGUAUCCAGGUGCCUUUCCCCACACAGGCUGCUCCAACCCCUUCAACAGACAUUGUAGUUCCUCCAUCCCCCAGGCCAGGCAGUACAGCUGAACCAGGGAACGAAACUGUGCCAGUGUCAGUUGUCCCUGUACAUGAGAAGAAAUACUGGGAGCAAAGGUCUGUUCAUCUAGUAGGGGAGGAAGUGGGUGGGACAGCCUCCUCUGAAGCAGAGCCAUCACAAGAAGAGGAGGAGGAGGAGAAGGAAAAAGAAGAGGAAGAGGAGGAAGAGACAGAACUCAUGAACAAGGCAGUAACCACCCAAUCCCUGUCCCUGAGUGAGUUGCGAAAAGAUUUCAGACGUCAUCCAGGUGAGCGCAUUCUCACCUGGCUGCUCCGAUGCUGGGAUAAUGGAGCCAGUAGUGUGAAAUUGGAGAGUAGGGAAGCCAGGUGGCUGGGAUCCCUUUCUAGGAAAGAAGGCAUUGACAAAUCAAUUGGAAAAGGAGCACAAGUCUUCAGCCUCUGGAGACGACUCCUGUCAAGCGUGAAGGAACAGUACCCAUUCAAGGAAGAUAUAUGUUACCCAGUCAGGUGGACCACUGUGGAAAGAGGUAUCCAGUACCUGAGGGAAUUAGCUGUGCUAGAGGUGAUUUAUGAUGACAAUGAGAAGUUAUCCAAAGAUCCAGAUGAAGUCAGGUGCACACGACACAUGUGGCAGAAGUUUGUCCAGAGCAUACCAUCAUUGUAUGCAAACUCGUUGGCAGUAAUGAUGUGGAAGGAUGGAGAGGGACAGACAGUGGAUGAGUUGGCUGGCUGGCUCUGGCGUUAUGAAGCAUGUCUCUCUUCCUCCCUCAUCUUGGCUUUGGAGAAACUGUCCUGUGAGUUUCAGCAACUCAGAGAGGAUAUAUCCAACUCAGCACCUAUACGGCCCAGUAUUUUGGCUACUAGGAAUAAGGGUCCCUCUGCUCAAGAGAGAGGAUAUAGUGGGUACACACCACGGGGUGCCCUAUGGUUUUACUUGCGUGACCAUGGAGAGGAUAUGAGGAAGUGGGAUGGAAAACCUACUGCGACCCUAGAGGUACGGGUACGUGAGUUGCAAGAAAGAACAGUUGCAAAAGGGGGUUCUUUCAGGAAAAUUGCUUCUCCAGUUUCCAGUGGGCAUUUCCCCAGAUGGAGAAGGGCUGAUCUUAACAAAGGGUCUUCUGAUUUGUAUUUAUAAGAAGGGAGUAACGAAUACUAUUACCAGUACUAGGGGCACCCUACCUCCAGCCAGAUGGAGGAAGGGGACAACUGGAUAUACUGGACUGUGUGGGUCAGAUGGCCUGGCACAUCAGAACCACAGGAGUGAGAAUAAAGCUGUAGUAGAUGUAAUUGCACAGUGACAGGGGAAUCUCAACAGCUGACUGUACUGCAGGCUGAAGUGAGAAUGAGUGGAAAAACCACCAAAUUGUAACAGGCCCAGAGGCUCUGUGCAUCCUUGGCAUAGACUGUCUCAGGAGGAGGUACUUCAGGGACCCAGAAGGAUAGCAGUGGGCUUUUGGUAUAGCUGCCUUGGAGAUGGAGGAACUUAAGCCACUGUUUACUUUGCCCAGUCUCUUGAAGGACCCUUCAGUUGUAGGGUUACUCAGCCAAGUGGUAAGCUGCUGUUGGUAUUGCUAAUGUAUUUUUCUUAAUCCCAGGGGAUGUGAUUAACAAAAUAACAGCUAUUUCUCUGCCAGGUAGUGAAAGGGAAACACAGGCUUUCUAAGGCCUUCUGGGGUUUUAGAGAAUGUACAUCCCAAAUUAUGGUCUGAUUGUAAGCCUUCUCUAGCAACUGACUCAGAAGAACAAUUUCAAACGAGGCCCUAAGCAACAACGAGCCUUUGUGCCAACGAUACACCACAUAAAUGCUCGUGUACCCAAGAGUCAGGCCACUGAGGAACACCAGAACAGCAAACAGGUGGAUCAAGCUCCUAAGAUUGAGCUGGCUCAAGUGGACUUAGACUGGCAACAUAAGAGUGAAUUAUUUUCAGUCUGGUGUCUUGUGACACCUCAGGCUACCAAGAAAGUGAUGCAACAUAUAGAUGGGUUUGUGAUCCAGGGGUAGACAUGACCAUGGACAAGAAAGAAUUGAGUCAGGCAUGGCACCUAGUGAGUAUAUCACAUCCCUUGUCAUGCACCAGCCUCUGGGAAAAUUGAGCAGUACAAUGGGCUGUUAAAAACUACACUGAGAGCAAUGGGUGGUGGGACCUUUAGGCAUUGUGAUACACAUUUACCAAAGGCCACCUGGUUGGUCAGCAGGGGGGGAUCUGCCAAUAGAUCUGCCUAUUGAUAGACCCAGCCCUAUCAAUACUUUUAUAUGCUGUAGAAGGCGAUACAGCCCCUCUAGUGCACAUAAAAAUAUACUGGGGAAGACAGUCUGGGUUAUACCUGCCUCAGGCAAAAGCAAACUCACUCGUGGGAUUGCUUUUGCUCAAGGACCUGGGUGGGUAAUGUGGGAGGAUGGGGAAGUCUAGUGUGUACCUCAAGGGGGUUUGAUUUUGGGUGAGAAUAACCAAUGAUUUGACUUGUAUGAUGUUAGUUGCUGUAUAGUACUGUAUGCCAUCACUGCUGUGGUUGCUGUAUGCCAUAUUGACAGUAUUACAGUAAGAAUCACCCAGAUUAAUGAAGAAUGAAUUUGAUGGGUCAGAACUGCCUUCAACGUGCAAGAACCCAACAGCACACACCAUCCUCCUGCCCUGAAGGACUGGUACGACAGAUGGAGACCCAAGUUGUGGAUUAAAUGAACUCAGUGGACAUUUUAGAGGGAUGGCCUAUAGAUUAAGGGCGUGAUUAUCUGUGUGUAUGUAUCAAAAGACAGGAGAGAUCAUGAUUAAUUGGGAUGCAUUAAAAAGCAUGGAAUCUGGGCAUUACAAAGAUGGCAUAGAAUAAUGGGUGGAUAUUGUCUUGGUUUCAGCUUGGGUAGAGUUAAUUUUUCCCUAGUAGUUGGUAGAGUGCUGUGUUUUGGAUUUAGUGUGAGAAUAACAUUGGUAGCACACUGAUACUUUAGUUAUUGCUUAGUGCUUACACUCAGUCAUGUACUUUUCAGCUGCUUUGUGCCCUGCCAGUGGGGAGGCUGGGAGAUGGGGGCUACAGGAAGCUUGGAGGGGACACAGUUGGGAUAACUGAUCUCAAUUGACACAAGAGAUAUUCCAUGCCAUAUGAAUUCAUGCUGAGUAUAUAAACUAGGGGGAAAGUCUGCUGGGGUCUGCUGCUUGGUAACUGGCUGGGCAUUGGUUGGUGGGUGGGGAGCAGUUGUUUUUCAUUUGCAUUGCUUGGUUUUCUUGGGUGUUAUUUCUCGCUUUCUGUUGUUUUCAUUACAGUUCAUUAUUGUUGUUAUAUUCUGCUUCAAUUAUUAAACUGUCUUUAUCUCAA
Molecule: messenger RNA, 4893 nt
Organism: Melopsittacus undulatus (budgerigar)
Lineage: Eukaryota; Metazoa; Chordata; Aves; Psittaciformes; Psittaculidae
Gene: AMFR
Product: autocrine motility factor receptor
Exons: 12
Coding region: 68-2719 (883 amino acids)
Biological process (GO): endoplasmic reticulum unfolded protein response; protein K48-linked ubiquitination; ubiquitin-dependent protein catabolic process
Cellular component (GO): cytosol; ubiquitin ligase complex; endoplasmic reticulum
Molecular function (GO): ubiquitin protein ligase activity; ubiquitin binding
Source: RefSeq, a predicted model, not a curated record